Molecule: messenger RNA, 2564 nt
Organism: Glossina fuscipes
Lineage: Eukaryota; Metazoa; Arthropoda; Insecta; Diptera; Glossinidae
Product: monocarboxylate transporter 2
Exons: 5
Coding region: 324-2138 (604 amino acids)
Biological process (GO): transmembrane transport
Molecular function (GO): monocarboxylic acid transmembrane transporter activity
Source: RefSeq, a predicted model, not a curated record
AUUUAAGUUGAAUGCAAGGCGGACAGACAGACGGACAAGCUUAGAUCGAGUCAGAAAGCGAUUCUUAAUGGAUCGGUAUACUAUAAGGCAGUUUUAAUUCAAGUCCUUCCGGAUGUUGCAGACUCAUCCGCAAUAUACCCUUCUACGACAAGUCGUGCAGACUAUGAUAAAUAAAAAAAAAAAAAAAAUUAAUAAAAUACAUACAUCAAUAAAUAAAUGAAUAAUGACUAGGACUGUAUUUUGGGAAAAAACCAUCACUAGCUAAACCGUUGAAUAAUAAUUUUUUUGUUCUUUUAGGUUUUAUUUAUGGCGUUGGAGUGUCUAUGGUGCGUGAAACUUCUACCAUAAUGUUGGGCAACUAUUUUAAGAAACGUAGAUUAUUUGUAGAAAUGGUGGCAAUGUCCGGAGAAGGCGUGGGCAUAGCUUUGUUCUCUGUAUUAUUGAGAGAGGGUGUUGGUAAAGUGGGCUGGCGUAGUGGUUUACAGAUAAUAGCUGCCCUAUGUUCGAUAAGUUUUUUUGUAGGUUUAUUAUAUCGGCCGGCAUCGUUAUACCAUCCUCAGCGUAGAGCGAUACAACAUUUGAAAAAUCAACGUAAAAAGAUGCGUGAUAACAAAACUUCUAGCGCACCAUUGGAACCUAAUAUUUUUAAAAAAAUUUUUCAAGACAUAUCAAAUCUGAAGUCGGGUACUAUAAAAAUUUUAUUAUUAACUUCGGCCGUGGCAGCUUUGGGUAUUUAUACGCCAAUGUUUACAAUGGUGGGAAUAAAGCAAGAGCUUAAUACAAACAAAGAUGAUGGGAAAUUUCAGGACAGCAACAAAGUUAACGAUAGUUCCGAAGCUCAGGAACUUGUUUUAAUGCAAACUAUACUCGGUAUGUCAACAACGUUGGGAGUAGUUUUGGCGGGAGCCUUAAUUCGCAGACCUUUCGUGAUAAGAAAUUUCACUUUAUCCACAUCGAUUGUGGCGCAGUUUUUUAUCGCUUCCGUGGCUUUAUCCAUACUAUUCAUGUCGUUUGUUAUGGGUUACAGGAGCUUAUGCAUAUUAUCUGGGCUUUAUGGAGUGGGUUUCGGUGGCUUCCGUUUUUCGUUUAAAAUGUUGGCCUUGGAACGAAUAAAAAUGAAAUUUUCUAAAACCUGGGGUUUCCUCCGAGGAAUUGAAGCUGUUCCAGUACUAGUUAGCGUACCUUUAACUAUAUUUUUGAACGAUUACUCUUUAAAAUAUGGACGAGCUGGUUAUUAUAUAUGCUCGGCUGCAGCUGCAAUUGCCGCUAUUAUUAUAUUCUUUAUAAAUCACUCAAACUAUGUGCAAAAUGCUCCGAAACGUACCCAAGAGAAUGGAAUAAUUCCGCAACGAAUGCGUUCAAUGUCCACUCAGCAUGUAAGAACUAAAUAUCGUCCAGCCUUCACUGUCGAUUAUUCAAAAACAAACGGCUGUGAUUAUGUAAUGCCCGACUUUCUAAAUCGCAGUUGCGUUAGCCUAAAUCAAGUUAUGGAGGGAGGAGCGGGAGGUUCCUGUUUAUAUGGUACACCAAUAUUAAGAAAUCAGUGCCAUCAUCAUCUUAUGCCGUUUCAGUAUAAUCAACAACUAUACAAUCCUGCCUGCCUAUCAACGCACGCUGAUGACGCGGCUAGUCAUCGAUAUCCUUAUCAUUACGAUACCGGAGCUGGGCAGUACCUACGGCGUAGUCUUUCCUUUAUACAAAAUGCGAACUGUUGUGGUUCUACACAAUUACAAUGUCAUUGCCAGGCUAAUCUUCAAUGGUCACAAAGGGACUUAAGAAUGGAUGCGACGACACAGCCUUUAUUAUGUACAUGUAGUCCAUCGCUUUAUUUACAAAAUUGCAAAAGUCAAAGUGUUCCUGAAGGUCUAUCUACGAUAGCUCAACAGUGUAAAUGUCGAACUCAACCAUCGCGCGAAAUCGUUUACAUACCACGAGCACCUUCUCAAAGCCGUUUUUGUCCUUGCUAUCACUGCCAUCAACAUAGAACAAAUACAAAAAGCAAUUUCAUGCGGAAGGAUGCCAUAACAUCGGUUGCAACGAACAAUGCACCCUCUACGAUGCCUAGAUGCAAACUAAAACGUUCGCAAUCAUUAUCUAGACCUUUACAAUUUGUUGAACAAAUGACAACAUCCGUUUAGGAACGAAAACACUAUCCUUUCUCUCUCUCUUUUUAACUUACUUACUUAUUACAAAAUACAAAAUAAAAACACACACACGCACACAGCAUUUUUCUAGUCUGUUCCAUAAUAUAUUUCUAUAUAAGAAGAUUUUAUUGUAUUUGUUUUUUUUUUUUUAUAUUUUUGGAAAAGCUCUUUCUAAGAAUAAUCUAUCCAUUGAUAAAACAGCACCUACGAAACAAACAAUUUUUUUUAGCAAAUAACACCUUUUUAUAAACUUUUACCCUUCCCCACCUUAAAUAAUAACCGAACACCCAUCCAGAGAUUAACAAUCACUUUAUCAAAAAUAAAAAGCAAACCUCGAAUUUUUACCUAUCUUUACUGUAACGACCUUAACAAGAAAACAAAUAAUUUAAUGAAUCUAUAAAAAGCGUACAUAAGUUACCU